UUCUGAUGACGUCAUAACGUGUAGGUUAUUUGGCCACUCGGUUUUGCAGCUGGUUCUUCGCAUGGUGGUCGGUACAAAGGUGUACGACAAGCUUCGAGAGGAAUGGCUGAGGACCAGACUGAUGAACGACAUUGGGAUGAUGUCCCCACAUGCCCAAACCAGCAAGGUUGAAUCAUUCCACAACAUCCUCCUUCACUUUUGCCCCAAGUUGCUUGUAUACUCAUAUCAAGGGAUGAAGUGCAGAUUAUAUUUGGCUGUCCUACAUUGGAACGAAAAUUGUGAUAGAGCCCAGGCUGUUGAUGCCGAAGGGAACCCAGUGUACAGGUUGAAGUAUCCACGCUCGAAGGAAGGAGGCCACACAGUGGAGAGAGUGCUGACAGCUGGCACAUGUGGUUAUGUGAAAGCCCUGAUGAGAGUUGUCGUAGAACUGGUGGAAAACAGGGAGCAGCUCAGAGACAACAUGGAGGAGCUACAGCCUCAACCAGCACGGAGUGCCUCUCAUCAUCACCCCGACAAUGGAGAAGCCGUGCAAGCUUUUGAACAACAUCAUCGCUUUGGCGAUAGAAACUAGUUCUUUUGGUGAUAGAAACUAUGAUGAAUGUGUCAGCUACCUGAACAUUAACCACUGAUUGUUUUAUUUCAGUACAAGACAUGUUUUUCAUAGACCCUUAAUUAUGUUUAUGCCAGUAUAAUUAUGGAGAGUAACAUGGAAGUACUCUAUGCAAGUGAGUAGUGGAUUCCGAUUCUAUGUGAGUGUAAAGCACUAGAAACUUGUCUGUAA
Strongylocentrotus purpuratus (purple sea urchin) is the source of this 781-nucleotide messenger RNA. RefSeq lists its product as uncharacterized. The record is from RefSeq and is a predicted model, not a curated record. Lineage: Eukaryota; Metazoa; Echinodermata; Echinoidea; Camarodonta; Strongylocentrotidae. The transcript has 4 exons. Bases 62 to 571 code for a protein of 169 amino acids.